AUGCUAGGAGAUUCAUACCCCGCCGCUGUUCGAAGGUUCCAGCAAAUGGAAAAACGGUUCUUCAUUGAUGACCAUCUUCGUAAAAGCUAUUCUGAGUUCAUGGAGGAGUAUGAGAGGUUGGGUCAUAUAGAGUUGAGUCCCGUCGCAUCGCGUAGCCCACAGUUUUCCUUCACCAGCAUGCCAUCCAGCGUCCAGAGAGUACGACCACAAAAAUACCAUAUUCAGCCAGCUCUAUUUGCUACAAUCAUCAACUUCCGUUUACCACGAUUCGCCAUAUCCGCCGAUGCGGAGAAGAUGUUUCGCCAGAUGUGGGUUCACCCAGAUGACCGAAAGUUCCAGCAAAUUCUCUGGCGCAACAAUCCGUCAGAACCAAACCGCAAGUAUCAACUUAAAACCGUCACUUACGGUCUUGCAAGUUCGCCAUUCCAUGCUGCUCGCGUUUUAAAUCAAUUAGCUACAGACGAAGGACAUCGCUUUCCGCUGGCUGUGCCAGUGAUACGGAAAGGCACCUACGUAGACGACGUUCUACGUUCUACGAAAUCCGGUGGUUUUGUAUUUCGCAAGUGGGCAUCCAACUGCAAGACAGUCCUCAGUCAAGUCCCAGAAGAACUCUGGGAGACCUCAGCAGAUUUGGAGCUCGAUCGUUCGCAAGCCGUCAAAACUUUGGGGUUGUUGUGGUUCCCUCACCAGCAUGACGUCUUCAAAAUCAAGGUUCCCGCUCUUCCAGAGCUUGAGGUCGUCACCAAGCGGAUUGUCGUGUCGGAAAUGUCCCAACUAUUCGACCCGCUUGGACUCCUAGGACCUGUGGUGGUCAGUGCCAAAAUGUUCAUCCAAUCUCCCUGGGCAGCACAUAUCUCGUGGGAAUCUGAGCUUGCGAAAGAAGCAGCCGUAUGGUGGAAGAAGUAUCGUGCAAACAUUAAGGAGCUUAUCCCGCUGCAGGUUCCAAAAAGGGUCCUGUGGAACAAGGAUACAGAACGCCAGUACUCAGUACACUGCUUCUGCGAUGCCUCGCAGAAGGGAUUCGGAUGCUGCGUGUACAUCGUAUCUUUGGAUGAGUAUGGCCAGCUCCAUUCGCACCUGCUCACGUCGAAAUCUCGCGUCGCACCUCUUCGUGGAAAGUUAAUUCCACGCUUGGAGCUCCGCGCAGCCCUUCUCGGGAGUCAACUGGUCCACUGCAUACGAACUGACACCAACAUCACUGGACCAAUCACAUUUUGGACCGACUCUACUAUCGCACUUCACUGUAUCAAAUCCAGAUCAAAUUCCUGGAAAGUCUUCGUGUCGAAUCGGGUCGCAGAGAUCCAACGCUUAACGAAGGAUGCGCAGUGGAUGCACGUACCGACCGAUCUAAAUCCUGCCGACCAUAUCUCCCGAGGAUUACUUGCAAGCCAGAUCAUCUACGACAAGCUGUGGUGGCAUGGGCCAGAGUAUCUCACAUUCCCCGCCAAUGUUUCCGAUUUCGAUGCCGAAUAA
Messenger RNA from Wyeomyia smithii (pitcher-plant mosquito), 1473 nucleotides. RefSeq lists its product as uncharacterized. Bases 1 to 1473 code for a protein of 490 amino acids. Lineage: Eukaryota; Metazoa; Arthropoda; Insecta; Diptera; Culicidae. The transcript has a single exon. The record is from RefSeq and is a predicted model, not a curated record.